AUGGAAUUGGACCUAGAUGCUGUUUCUCAAGCCUUGGAAAGACUUGUAGCACCAUCUACAUCUAAAAAUGGCUCAUUAUUGAAUAGUAGUUCAAAGACACCAUUGAUGUCUGCACAAGUAGAUACAGAGAAAACCUUUACAAGUACCUCAUUGGAAAGUAAUGCGAAACGAAAGGAAGCUCAGAAAGUUUCCACUACUUCAAAAAAAACUCUUGACUCAACUAGGAAUACACAGGAGAUUCUCAUAUCUCCUAGUAAAUUAAGGCAAGAGCGACGACCACAACAGAAACGAAGCACACCUUUUGUUCCUUCACCAAAUCAGAUCCCCUGUAGAAUAGUUGAAUCAAGUGGACUUGGAGCAUCUGCUAUAUUACUUAAAAGUACUUUGGCAGGUAAACGACAAGAAGAAAAGGUAUGGAGUACGAAUCUUUCCCAAACCCCACAACCCUAUUUUGUAUUGAACUGUCUCCCUAAGAAUUACCUUCGGAAAGAAGUUAUAUCGCAUGUUGCACCAACAAUAGAAUCUACAGGUACUCAUGUAGAACGAAUAAGAGAUAUUCUUCUUUCUAUAGCCUUUGAACCGAUCUAUGAUGGGUCAGAGGAAGUGGAGACACCGAUUGAACGACUUGUUAUAUCGUGCUCAAAUCAUCCACGCACUGGAUAUGUUAGCGUUCUUCGUGCAAAAGGGAUAGAAGGACGGUUAAUGCGGGCUAUUAUUCCAGGUACCUUAAUGGGACCUUUUUUGAAGGUGGUGCUAAUUCCUAAGGAUGCAGUACGUAUAAAAGUUGUUCGGGUAAGUACAAUAGAGAUUGCUUUUGCAGACAGUUGGUCAGAACGUCGUAUUAUUGAAGAAGCUUUGAUAUCUUCACAUGACAAUGAUGAAACUGAAGUUUCUGAUUAUAUAAAAACUUUACAAAAUAUGAGUGGAGAAAAAGUUGUAGAUGAAACUUAUGUAAAUAAGAAUGAUGCAGUAGAAAUAUUAAAAAGAGGAAAUAAUAUCGGAAGUUCUUCAUCUGUCAAUUCCUCAACUCAUAUUUCAACUGUUGGAAACCCUCAGGAGGAGGAGGAGGAGGAGGCUGAGAGUGUUGUAGACUCUUCUGAUAUUCAUAGACAACCUAGAUACAAGAAACAAGAAAAUGACGCUCCUGUUCAAACAGAUAUUCACCAAAGAAGAAGAAAAAAAUCCACUACAUUUGGUAAUACGCAAAUAUCCGGUAAACCUAUAAAAGAUUUUAAUUAUGAGAACGAUCUUGAGGGAACUAUAUUAUCUUCCCCAAAAGAGAAAGAACCCAAAUAUUUUACGGGAUCCAUGUGUACUGUAGAAAAUGAUAGUUCUAAAACAUUAAAAAAUUCGGUUGAUCCAGUAGUUCACGAUAGCGAUGCUUUUUGCCAAGAACGAAAUAUUUCUGAAAACAAUUCAACAGAAGGACGCAUAUCAAAAGCUUUGAUCGCGUGGAGUGUUAAGCAACGGCUUUUACAAGAUGAAAGUGUUAUGCAUUCUCUACGAGACGGAAGUGGUUCCCCAUAUGAAGCUAGAUCUUCUUCUUUCCCUUUAUGUGAUGAUAUCAAAGAGAGUUGUAGUGACAAAUUACCCAAUAUAAUUCAAACAAAACAAAAAUCGAUAGAAACACUUCAAGCAAGAAAUGUUUGGGAUGCAGUGAGUCACUGGAGUUAUCAUGAUGUUUUACUUGAAUCAAUGACAAACUCUUCAGCGUUCUGUGUUAGUAUUGCACAUACUUCCGAAGAGGUUCUCGCUUCCCUUCCUCAACCCUACGGCUUGCAACUGCUAUUUGUACUCACUAACGAAGUAGAAGGUUCAGUAAAAACUGAAACGGAUUAUUUUGAACUGAUGAUGAUGAUUGCUCGUGGAGAACGUCGACGUGGAUAUAAUGCUGAACUUUUAUUUCGCAUGACUGAUGGAUUUGUUUGUAAAUUGUAUUCACGCCGUGAUACGGAUAAGGAACCUCAGUGGUUAUUAGUUUCUGUGCAAAGUCGUUCAAUGGCAAUUAACGAAUGCUUAUCAGAGGCCCUAGGAGUGUAUGAAAAAAUUUUUCAGACACGAAAAAAAUCUCAGAAACAUGAAUUUAAUGAUACCACUAAGAAAGAUUCUAUAUCGAAUGAAGAAUUGAAUCUCUCUUUAAAAUUACCAGUAUUACGUUCUGUUCUUGAUUUUGCGUGUCUAUUUGAAGAUUUGUUACCAGUACUUAGAUUGUGGCUUUCUGUUGGUGAUAUGUACUACUAUGGUGAUGUUCAAUCGGUUUUCUGUCCAUUUAUCAAUGAUUGUGGAAUAAUUCAACCUUCUUGUUGGUUUCAUUGUAUAUUAAAAGGAGUAGUGCGAUCCGUUCUUUUAUCUCUUCCUGGUGCAGAACGACAGUCAACAGGUUAUGAAACAUUGCGUGAAAUGUCUCCCACAAAGCAGAGACGAUUAGCAUGUACAACACUUCAUAAAAGUAUCCCUUUUUGUGGAGUAUGGCAGUCACAUGUUCAUGCUGUAAGAAUUGUUCUCUCUAAUGCGCAUGCACUUCACCAUUUAGACUUACUUGAAGGUAUUUUGAUGAAUCAAUAUGAUUUUGCAAUAGCUGAAUCAUUGUGUCCAGAUUCACGAAGCAAAUUUGAUUUACUCAAAGAAGAUAGUACAACAGAGAUAUCUUCAUUUUCACCUAAUGCAAAGUUAACAACACCAUCUAAAGAUUCAGAAAAAACAAGCGUAAUGGCAUUUCAUACAUUAAGUAGAGCUCUUGAACGUUCUUGGUCCGUUGUAGGGAUUGUGUUACCAACAGAAACUCAUUUUAGUGAGGAUGCGUUUAUGGAUACAGUUAUUCGUUGGGCAUACGCCAUGCCACGUGUUAUUGUUAUUUUUUAUUGUGAUAAUGUAAGUGAUGAAUCAUCACCUCUUUUCUCUGCUGGUUUUGUGGAUGCCUUUGCCACCGUAAGUGAUCUGCGAACAGCCCUGAAACUGUGA
This is a messenger RNA of Trypanosoma theileri, 2961 nucleotides long. RefSeq lists its product as uncharacterized. The record is from RefSeq and is a predicted model, not a curated record. The coding region runs from base 1 to 2961 and encodes 986 amino acids. The transcript has a single exon. Lineage: Eukaryota; Euglenozoa; Kinetoplastea; Trypanosomatida; Trypanosomatidae.